AUUCUUUCCCUGUUUACUACUACAAAUGGGCACCUUCCAUUUUAGGCUCCGCUGUAUAAUCUGUUCACCAACUCGCGGAACUCUUUCUCGACAUUCCAUUUCUUUGCUAGUAAUCAACUGCCUUGGACCUGACUAUCCGGGUGUAAUAAACACGAUGCUCAAAGGGUUUCUGAUUACUCUUGGAAGAGUUAUUCACUUGAGUCUAUUCUCAUCUUCUGGAGUCCCCUUUACUGUGUUUUCCACGUUACCAUGGCCUACAGAUGUCCAGGACAUAAUGACGACAAGUCACCCAGGCACACUGAGGAUGGUCAAAGUCAAUGCCGUGACGACGAUCUCCAUCACCAUCAAAGUUAUCCGACAUUAUUCCAGACACCAACAAAACAAAGGAACAGUGACCUUGCUUCCAGCUCCCCGCCAUGCCAAGAAAGAAUCCAUUAUCCAAUAUUCAAUCCUCAUGAUCCUCGACACAACCCUUCCAUAGCCUCCACAUCAUGCCCAGCAAUCGGUUAUCUCUCCAAAACACCCAGCCCCCAGAGACCAAUGCGCUGGGUCCAGGAACUGCCUGGACGGUCAUUGCGCAAGGCAAGAUCGGGUCUCUUGGCUUUGACAAACGGAAUGAAGUGCCAUUCUGUUUUCUGGGACAAGUCCGCAAAACAAUCAGUUCCUGACAGUUGCUCCAUCUGUCCGCCUUUUCAGGAGCAGCUUUAUCCAUAUAAAGGACGUUCAUUCCCGCAAACCAUAUCCGAAGCAAGCACAGAGAUAGACUUUGAUUUUGGCGUGGAGAUCUAUCGCACUUGUCGUAACCGGUCAAAACCAGCGUCCGUAUCGAGCUGGGAUGAUGAAGGAAUCGCCGAGGUCAGACUCUCUUCGUCCCUGACCUUAGUCAGUCCAGACACGUUGUCGAAAGUGGACCUUGGAUCGUCGAGGCCUGGUACGUCAAUGCUCAAAAGACAGGAUCACAGUAGCUCGAGCCAACAGCCAGGCCGGACAUCCCAACUCUCCAAUAUCUCAUCGAAGAAACAGACCAUUAAGUGGCAGGAUGGAUACGUCAGCCGGUCAUUUCCGGAAACCGAGUCUGAUGUAUCUGUAACAGUCUCGUCCUCGUCUUGCAGUACCUCUAGAAGCAACAGAGUUCAGAAAAGGAAGGAAGCCGGCGCCGGAUCUUCAUCGUGCACAGAGUCAUCGGAAUCAGAGAUCAGCUCCAGUGACAGCAACGGCAAUGAGGCGAUGCAGCGGACCCCAAGACCUUAUCCAGAAGUCUCGGGGACUUCCACGGACGACCCGUUCAUGUCUGAACAAUCUCGUCGCGGAUCUUCUGAAUCCACUGGCAACACUAGUCUUGAGUUAUCGGAGGAACUGCGCCAGAUAGUAGGAGCAAUGGAAAGGUUCACCACGGAUAUCGACAUGCCCGAUGAUUCUUCGUGCGAUGAUAUCAGAGACAUCUACGGAGAAAACCGACAACCCUCUGGCAGCGGCAUAGACCACGCAUCUAUGGGAACGUUAAGCAGUCGUCCAGGGCCAGAGAUUGGCAUCAACACGUCCCGAAGAAUAAACCCUAAUCCCUAUGGCCCUAUGAGGAACGCUCCUCGCUGGAGAGUGAUACCGCGUCCAAACCGGCGAGAUGAUUCACUUCCCAAGGACGAGUAUUUCCUCGUGGAUGGAAAAUCCAACGAUUCCCCUCCUGGGAGGGGCGACAACAGAAUAAGAGCUGAGAAGAGGAUCGUCAGUGAUGGCAGUAUCCACAGCGGUCCGGGGCUUGACCGUGAUCCAGGCGUAAGAGCACAGUUUGUUCCCCAAGCCAUCGGACCAGGAAGUCCUCGGAGGGUGGCGUCACGCCGUGAUGACCAGGCCGAGGUCGAAAGAAACCGCAGUGACUCGACGGACGAAUAGAUAUCCACGUAACAGGUUCUGCGGCAGUGGAUCCGUUCCUUGAGCGGUUGCGAAGAGAAAGUUUUUGUCUAUGGAGAUCUCUGGCGCGUUGUCUUCCUUGCAAACUCUUUGGAAUUCCGCAUCGACAUGGCAAGCAAGUCGAAUUAUUUUGUAUCAGUAGCGUGGAAGAGGUGUUUCACCUAGAUAACACUUCUUUUGAGACAAAAAA
Molecule: messenger RNA, 2098 nt
Organism: Paecilomyces variotii
Lineage: Eukaryota; Fungi; Ascomycota; Eurotiomycetes; Eurotiales; Thermoascaceae
Exons: 3
Coding region: 250-1890 (546 amino acids)
Source: RefSeq, a predicted model, not a curated record